GUGAGUAGUGGUGUGGUGUCAGUUUGUAAUGUUUGUAUAUCGUUUUCUCAAAUUAGAUUUUAAAAUGAUUAACUUCUUAGUUAAUUAGUAUAAAAUAGGAUUAGCAACAAUUAUUUAUAAAUGAGUAUAAAUCAAGAAUUUGGGAAUAUUAGGAGGCAGAUAACACCAACUGCCAGGAGAAGCAUUCAUUGUCACGAUCGGUCCGCCAACGCAGGAGAUAUGACGCGGUACGGCGAUGACAAUAGCAGCGACGACGAACGCCAGGAGGGCGCAGAUGGGGUUGACGAGGUGGACAACGUUGUGAGCAAAUUUUGUCAUACUUCGUCCCCAGUUGCCAUGAGGAGAAGAAAUUCUAUGACACCCCCAAAUCAACAAUACACAGAUGAUUCUGAUGACCACGGUGUCCUAGCCAAGUCCUUACCCGCCACACUCCCGUCACGUUCAUAUUACAGUGACGACUUUGAUAGUUGGCGGUCGCAGAGCAAAACACAUCUUAACAAGUCCGACUCAGUAUCGCCCCGGCUUCGCGGCAAUAGAAGCGGUGACAGUCGAAACACCAGCUUUGCCAGCAUAUCUCCAAACGUUUCCCACAGAAUAAACCAGUCAAGCAGAGAACGAGAACAAAAAACCCCAGGAAACAUACCCAAAUACUUAGUCGGUCUGCUGACCGUGUUAUGCGCUACGUAUUAUUAUGAUUUCUUCAGCUCGUCAGACCAGCAGGCUAGAUAUGAUGAGAUGAAAUUUCGCAGUGAUUUGAAUGAAUUGGGAGUGAAAUACAAAGUAACUGACGACUCGAUACUACAGUUACAAGCAGGAAUAUCAACGAUAUUUGAGAGAGAAGAUACUAGCUGUUUUAUAUUUCUUUAUAACAGCCAAAAAAAUGAUUACGAUCCUAGCAAGUUUGAUGGGUUCGUUGACAAUGUGGUUUCACAUACGGCCAAAUUUUUACGUAACGACACGAUCCCAUCCAAGCACCGAGUCGUAGACGGCGCGGACUUAAACAUGGGCAGUCACACUCAACUGGUGCGCGCGUAUCAGGACGACAUAACGACGGCGGGGGUGCUCCUCGUCAAGGACGUCGCCCUCGUGCCGUCGCCGCUCGCCAUGGCGUUCCACUACUACUGCGACGAGUACCAGCCACUCGUCAGGAAGAGCGCCAUAUUCUUCACUUUGAACACCGCCAAAUGCCACAAUUCAGGCGAGAAAUCAUCUCAUGCAUCCGCGGAAAGAUGCCUAAAGGAAAAAUGGAAUACCGUCCCUAAAGACAACAUCGGGCCCCUUCUGACCAGGGUAGCGAACGUCGUGGUCGACGUCACCGAAGGCGUGUAAAUUUCGUAUAAGAAUUACCGCUUAAUCUGAGCAGUAUAAAAGCCUGAGCUAUAUUUUAUCAGAAUCAAAAUUGUUGGUAUUUUUAACCUUAUUUAAAGGCACAAUGAUCAAACAUUUGCAAAAAAGGGUGCAGAUGGUUUAGUAUUUUAGAUGGCAAUGAAAGGUCGUUUUGACUGAAUAACCACAAGCACAUAAUUAUGGGUUACUCCCACUAGUUACCACCAAUUUGUUACCAGUGGUAUUUUUGUUAGCAUUUAACAUUUAAAUAUUUUGGUGGUGACAACUGGGAAUAAAAAUUUCCACACACUACUGGGAUGUUUUUUUCUCAGUUGUUACCACAUAGUGAGAAAAAAAAUCCCAGUUGUUACCACGGUAACAACUUGGUGGUAACUAGUGGGAAUAACACAUAAAUUUAUAUGAAAUGUAUUUUGAUAAUUAUUGUUUAUUAUUGUAUACAUGUACAGUACAGUGAUGCAUCAGAAUACAUGGUGUUAAAUAUAAUCUUAGGAAUAGUACACGCUA
This is a messenger RNA of Cydia strobilella, 1851 nucleotides long. RefSeq lists its product as uncharacterized. The transcript is spliced from 7 exons. Gene Ontology annotation, cellular component: membrane. Gene Ontology annotation, molecular function: ATPase activator activity. NCBI's taxonomy places the organism in Eukaryota, Metazoa, Arthropoda, Insecta, Lepidoptera, Tortricidae. The record is from RefSeq and is a predicted model, not a curated record. The coding region runs from base 121 to 1329 and encodes 402 amino acids. Gene Ontology annotation, biological process: membrane organization.